AUGCCUGAAACAGUAUUAGAGGAUUCAAUAUAUGAAGAUGCUGUUAGUUUUACUACUAAACCAUAUGAUUCUGUUUAUCCUCAAAUAGAUUCAUCAAUUGUUAAUUUACCAGUAACAUUACAACGAUUACCACGAAAUAAUAGUAUGAGUGGCAAUGGACUAGUUUCUACUAUUAAUUUCAAUUCUAAAUCAUUAUCAUCUGAAAGAGAGCACUUUAAUAAUAUGUCCUUACUGAAUGUUAAUCCAUCAUCAACGUCAUCAUCCACUGUUUUGAAAGAUGUUAAUUUUAAAAUUUUACAAACAAAAUUAUCUCUUGAAAAAGAUAAACAAUGGAAACAACAAGAAUUGGAAGUAGUCAAACGAUUAGAUCGUCCAAUGUAUUAUAAACCACCAAGUCAUGAUUUUAAAGAUGGAUUUUAUGGAAUUAAGGAUUGUCUUCCUCCAAAUGUCAAACUUAAUGAUCAAUCCCCACAACAACAAGAGGAAAACGAUAAUAGCUUUAAUAAAGCAACCAAGUUUCCAAUAUUUAUUAAUGCAGCAACAGCAAAAAGAGCAAAAGACAAUAAAACACAUGCACAAGUAUUACAAAGUAUAAGAAAUGAAUUGAAUGAAGAUGAUAUAAAUGAUAAUGAUGAUGAUCCUAAUAGUACUGAUAAUCCACGAGGAUCUUGGGAAAAUCCUGUUGUAAAAGAAGCAAUUUCAAGACAAAUUAAUCUUGAAUAUCAAAUGAAAUCAUUAAUACGGAAUAUUAUUUAUUUACUGAUAUUUAUUUUAUUCAAAUCAUCAAUUUCAAAAUUAUUCUUAUUAUUAUUAACUGCCAGAACCAUAUCACCAACAGAAUCUGAUUCUCAAUUAUAUAACUAUAGUCAUAAUAAUCAUAUGAUAAAUUCUCAAUCGUCACCAUUAUCAAAUACCACUUCAAAUUUGACAUUUUAUUUUGUAUUAAUAACAAAAUUAAUUAUGGGAUAUUUCAUUAUUAAUAUAAUUAUUUCUGGUUUCAAAUUAUUAAAAGGUCAAGAUCAAUGUUAUGAUUUACCAUUAACUAUCCAUCAACGGAAAUUAUUAGGAUUAAAAGUUAAUGAUGUUCCAGAAGAUUAUGUAAUUGAUGAAAAAGCUGAAAUGAUUUUAAAACAAAGAAGAUAUGAUUUAUUAAAGAAUAAAGGUAAGUCUGUCAAUAAUCAACAACAACAACAACAACAACAACCACAAUCAAUACCAAAAUAUAAAAAAUUAAAUGAUUAUUAUUGUUCAUCUUAUUAUGAUGGUGUUAAUGAAGCAGAGGAAGAUUCUAUGUUUAAUAUUAAUCCUCAAUUUAAUGAUAAGAAUAAAGAUAGCUCAUUGAUUAAAAAUCAAAGUUUAUAUCAACCAAGACAUGAUGAAGGUGGUAGUAAGUCUAAUAAUCCUAUUGAAUUGAAUAAUCAAGUAUCGACUCUGGGUUUGAAGUUUUUAGGAAAUCAAACUGUUCUUGGAGUCCAAAAUAAGAAUAUGAAUUCAAAAUAUUCAUUACAAACGAUUCAAAAAGCACAAUCUAAAUUUGAAAAAAAUUUUGAUAUUCAAUUCAAUUGUAAUUGA
This is a messenger RNA of Candida dubliniensis CD36, 1572 nucleotides long. RefSeq lists its product as uncharacterized. Gene Ontology annotation, biological process: protein import into nucleus; spindle pole body duplication. The record is from RefSeq and is a predicted model, not a curated record. The transcript has a single exon. Lineage: Eukaryota; Fungi; Ascomycota; Pichiomycetes; Serinales; Debaryomycetaceae. Gene Ontology annotation, cellular component: nuclear pore transmembrane ring; nuclear outer membrane. The coding region runs from base 1 to 1572 and encodes 523 amino acids.